UUGACUCCACUCUACCAUUACCGCACCACCUAGCUCCCUCGUCCUCUCCGCACGCCAACACAUUCACUCGUUUGUUAAGCUUCCCACCGAGCUUGCUGGCCGAUCGGUCGCCGACAUGAGGAGGCAGAAGCGGUGGUCUCGCGCGGCCGUCGUCGCGUGCCUAGCGGUGCUCCUCACCGCCGCGUGCGCCGAGUCGUCGUGCCAACCGGGCAGGCGGCUGCUGGCGGCGUCGUGGGAGGAAGCGGCGGCGACAGGCGUGCGCUCGAGCGAGAGCGGCGACGCUGACGACGGCCCGCGGAGGAGCGCGUUCGACAUGGUGGUGGAGGGGCUCGUCAGCAUCGGGCUCGGCCGGCGGUGGCGCGCCGGCGGCGACCCGCUCGUCGACCAAGACAAGCGGCGCGUGCCCACGGGGCCCAACCCGCUGCACAACAGAUGA
This is a messenger RNA of Lolium rigidum, 436 nucleotides long. RefSeq lists its product as uncharacterized. Bases 116 to 436 code for a protein of 106 amino acids. Lineage: Eukaryota; Viridiplantae; Streptophyta; Magnoliopsida; Poales; Poaceae. The record is from RefSeq and is a predicted model, not a curated record. The transcript has a single exon.